AAGCAAAAAGAAAUAUAAAAACAGACAAAAAAUUAACAUAAAAUUUUAGCAAAAAAAAAAUAUAUAAGAAAAAUUAAAUAAAUAUUAAUAAAAAAAAGUAGUUUUGUUUUUUUUUCAACAAAACCACACUCCCACAACUACAAUAUUAACUACAGUUUUCUUAAAAAAAAGAAGUAAAAGAAAGUGAAAGAAAAUAAGAAAAAAGUUAUUUUUUGUUAAAUUUUUUAUAAAAAAAGUAUUUUAUUAUAAAAAAAGCAAACUGCGGGCAGAAGAAUUUAAUAAAAAUUUGAAAAGAAAAAGAGAGUGAAAAGAAAAAAAUUGAAAUAUAAAACAAUUUUACCGUUAAUGAGUAAAAGAAACCUACGGGCGGCCAAUAUUGAAUAUAAAAAAUUAAAUUAUUAAUAUAAAAACAACAAAAACAACAACAUUUACAACAACAAUAACUAUUAAACAUUGUGCGCAUUUAAACCUAGAAAAGAGCAUUCUCUCACUCUCGAUAUUGUAAACAACAUUAAAAGAGCAAACAAAAUCAAAAAUAAGAUCUAAAAGAGUAAAAAACAAAUACAAAAUAAAUUGUGUUUAUGCUGUUUAAAACAGUUUUAAGAGAACUAACAGUUUUAUAGACAAACUUAAGAGAAAAGUGCCAAAUUUCUUUCGUUUUAACAAAAGCAAAAAGUGUAAAUAUUGUUAAAUUUUAUAAUAAUUUAGUAAAAAAGUGUAAAAAGAAAACUAAAAAAUAAACAUUUUUUUAAAGAGUUAAAAAAACACUCUUUUGUUGUAACAUUUUUGUAAAAAAAAAUUGUAAUUAAUUAUUAAACAACAAACAACAAAAUGGCACGUUAUCAACAACGUGUUACGACAUCAAAGAUUUUAAUAAGCGGCAUACCGCUCCAAACACGUUUCGAAGACAUCGAACCUCUUUUGAAGCCAUAUGGCAUCGUCAAACAAUGUGAGGCUGUCUCUAGUAAGGACCCACAAACUCAGACUGUUCAUAUAACAUUCGAGAAUAAUGAACAAGCUCAAAGAGCUGCUGGUGGUUUAAACGGUGUUGAAUUCGAAGGUAAUAAAUUACACGCCGAACAGCUAGAUAAAAAUCAACGUCGCACUCAACGCAAUCAACGUAAUCCAUAUCCCGGUAUGCCAGGUCCCGGUCGUCAAGCGGACUUUCCGCUACGCAUCUUAGUGCAAAGUGAAAUGGUUGGAGCCAUUAUUGGCCGCCAGGGCAGUACUAUACGCACUAUAACACAACAAAGUCGUGCUCGUGUCGAUGUACAUCGAAAGGAGAAUGUGGGUUCACUGGAAAAGGCCAUAACAAUCUAUGGCAAUCCUGAGAAUUGUACAAAUGCUUGUAAACGUAUAUUGGAGGUGAUGCAACAGGAAGCAAAUGCCACAAAUAAGGGGGAAAUUUGUUUAAAAAUUUUGGCCCAUAAUAAUUUAAUUGGCCGUAUUAUCGGCAAAAAUGGCAACACUAUUAAACGCAUUAUGCAAGAAACCGAUACUAAGAUUACCGUUAGUUCCAUUAAUGACAUUAACAGCUUUAAUUUGGAACGCAUUAUAACGGUUAAGGGCGCCAUCGAUAAUAUGUCGCGUGCCGAAAAUCAAAUUAGCUCUAAACUGCGUCAAAGCUAUGAGAAUGAUUUGCAAGCUAUGGCUCCACAAAGUGUUAUGUUCCCCGGGCUACCACCUAUGGCCAUGAUGUCCACACCGGGCAAUGGCAUGAUUUUCAAUCCUAGCAUGCCUUAUGCACCCUGCCCUGGAUUCCCACUAACGAAGACACCCGCCCCCGUAGUGCCGCCCGUCUUCCCCAAUGAUAUGCAGGAGACUACAUACCUCUAUAUACCCAAUAAUGCUGUGGGUGCUAUUAUCGGUACUAAGGGUUCGCACAUACGCAGUAUAAUGCGUUUCUCGAAUGCAUCUCUUAAGAUCGCACCUCUCGACAAUGAUAAGCCGGCGGAACAGCAGACAGAACGUAAGGUUACCAUAGUGGGUACUCCGGAGGGUCAGUGGAAGGCUCAAUAUAUGAUUUUUGAGAAAAUGCGUGAAGAAGGUUUCAUGUGCGGCACCGAUGAUGUUCGAUUGACUGUCGAAAUUUUAGUGGCCAGCUCACAGGUGGGACGUAUUAUUGGCAAGGGUGGCCAAAAUGUACGUGAAUUACAACGUGUCACUGGCAGUGUUAUCAAAUUGCCCGAACAUGCGCUGGCGCCAGCAUCGGGCGGUGAUGAAGAAACACCCGUACACAUUAUUGGACCAUUCUACAGUGUACAGUCGGCUCAAAGACGUAUUAGAGCCAUGAUGUUGUCUACAAACCCACCACCCGUUACCAAAAAACAAAAAGCUGCCAAAGAACAACAACAACAGCAACAAGUUGCUCAAACUUCUUCGGGUAGUGGGUCACAACAACAGCAACAACAACAACAGCAGCAGCAACAACAACAGCAACAAUCAUCACAACAACAACAGCAGCAGCAACAACAGCCGGGUGCGAGUACAAAUCAGUAAGAGUAGAGUGUGGGUGUAAAAGCAUUUAUUAAACUUUAAUUUUUUUAUUUUAAAAAAUUUAUUAUUAAAAAAAAAACAUAUUUUUUUCUGUUUAAAUUUAUAUAAAGAAACACAACACCCCACUGUCCCCUCCCCCCUCAAACCGUUAAGAAUAAUAAUCUUUUUAAACUAUUUUUCUUUUCUAUUAAAUUUACUCGUCAAACCUCGUUUUUAAGUAAUAAUUUUUUUUCACAUAUAAAUUUAUAUAAACAUUUUUUUCUUAAUACA
Molecule: messenger RNA, 2766 nt
Organism: Lucilia cuprina (Australian sheep blowfly)
Lineage: Eukaryota; Metazoa; Arthropoda; Insecta; Diptera; Calliphoridae
Gene: Imp
Product: insulin-like growth factor 2 mRNA-binding protein 1
Exons: 7
Coding region: 832-2499 (555 amino acids)
Biological process (GO): nervous system development; regulation of gene expression
Cellular component (GO): cytoplasm; cytosol; nucleus
Molecular function (GO): mRNA 3'-UTR binding
Source: RefSeq, a predicted model, not a curated record